AACUUAACGUCCAAAACCUAAAAACCACCAAUAACUAAGUCUAAGCAAAUAAAUGCCCAAACCUUUCAUCGAAAUUUCCAUCUACUCCUCACUUCUCCGACGUUUUCCUGAUCGCCGAACUACACUCCGGGGAGCAAUGUCUCUGUCCUUGCUCUCUCAUUCUAUGCACUUCACACCACCCUCCUCCUCACGUGCCAAUCCUGUUGGGCCCACCCUUCACGGCCGGUUGAUCAAUUUUCCGGCCAUUCAUGGUUCGCCGCUCCGGCCACCGAUGCUCCGGUCAAUGACCACUCCGGCUAGAUGCUGCUCCGCUCUUCCGCUUGACUUCAAAGGCGGCCAAAGAAUGAGUGGAUUCCAUGAAAUUGAACUCAAAGUCCGGGACUAUGAAUUGGAUCAAUACAAUGUUGUAAACAAUGCUGUUUAUGCGAGUUAUUGCCAGCACGGUCGGCAUGAACUUCUGGAAAGAAUUGGUGUAAAUGCAGAUGAAGUUGCACGCACUGGUGAUGCAUUAGCGCUGUCAGAGCUGUCACUUAAGUUUAUUGCACCUUUAAGGAGCGGAGACAGGUUUGUUGUGAAGGUGCGGAUAUCUGACUUGUCACCUGCUCGUUUAUUCUUCGAGCACUUCAUCUUCAAGCUUCCGAACGAAGAGCCCAUUCUGGAGGCCAGUGGAGUAGCAGUGUGGCUUAACAAAAGUUAUCGUCCAGUCCGCAUUCCUCCAGAGUUUAGAUCCAAAUUUGUUCAGUUCCUUCGUACGGUUGAAUCAAGCUAACAUUACCACAAAAGGAGAGUUUUAGUUCCACCAAAGGCGCCAGCUUGUAAUACCAGAUAAGAAGUCUCCGGUUCAAUCCUUGUUCUCAGGUUCAGUAAACAAUAUUUAGGAGAAGAAGAAGAAGAUAAGAAGUCUCAGGUUCAAUCCUUGUUCUUUUCAACUUCAAGGAAUUGAUCUUUUUUAUUGAGUAAUUAUAUUGAUUAUAUUAAAAAAAAAAUUUAACAAAGGGUUUGAAAUUAAGUAACUAGAUAUAUUCCAAAUUAUAAUUAUUUAAGCUCCAAAUUUGACUGUUGAACAUGAGGCAUACGAAAGUACUCGGUGGAUGUUGUGCAAUUUUCUGUAUUUAAUUGUUAAAUAAUUUUUAUAAUGUCUUUUAAUUAAGUUGUGUGUUUUGGUA
Molecule: messenger RNA, 1166 nt
Organism: Ipomoea nil (Japanese morning glory)
Lineage: Eukaryota; Viridiplantae; Streptophyta; Magnoliopsida; Solanales; Convolvulaceae
Product: acyl-acyl carrier protein thioesterase ATL3, chloroplastic-like
Exons: 5
Coding region: 53-769 (238 amino acids)
Cellular component (GO): chloroplast
Molecular function (GO): fatty acyl-[ACP] hydrolase activity
Source: RefSeq, a predicted model, not a curated record